Carya illinoinensis is the source of this 788-nucleotide messenger RNA. RefSeq lists its product as uncharacterized. Bases 169 to 567 code for a protein of 132 amino acids. The transcript has 5 exons. NCBI's taxonomy places the organism in Eukaryota, Viridiplantae, Streptophyta, Magnoliopsida, Fagales, Juglandaceae. The record is from RefSeq and is a predicted model, not a curated record.
UAAGAGACGAAACAGUCUCAUUCUCAGAUGCCUCCACUCAAGGACCAAGUGAGAUCCCUGAGGAGGUGACAAUUCCAGCUAAUGAGGCUUCACAAUCUAACAUUGAUAUACUUGCAGGCUAAUUUUGUAUUGGAUUGGACCCAAAGCAAUCAUUGAGAGACAGUAGCAAUGACACUUGCACAAAAAUAUAAUAAUUUUUACUACCUAUUGCACUGCAAGUAUUGGGAGUAUGAUACACAGGAAGCUGCAGUUUCUAGAGAGACAAAAUUGGUGGACAAAGCUGUUUGGAUAUGUUUGUGUGAGAGAUGGGGGAGUGAAGAAUUUAAGAACAUAUCAAGGCAGAACAAACAUAAUAAGUCCAAUCAAAGGGUAAUUCACACAGUUGGCAGGAAGUCUUUUGUUAGGCAAAUGGAGGAAAAGUGGGAACAAGUUCCAAAUUAUGUUGCUUUUUAUAAAGAGGUGCAUUGGUCUACAAAGAAGCGAAGAUUAGUCACUCAAGCUGCUCAACGGAAUUACCUAUCAAUUAUAUGGACAAAGGAUCCAAUCAGGUGGAAUUCGAGUGCCUAAGCAAAACAAACAAGCAAGAAUCCAAGCCUCCAUGCAUGCAGUUUAGGAAGAAGAUCUUCAUUAAAGGAUAUAGAAUGAACUCCCCAACCUUGUAUAAAACGCAUGAUAGGGCUUUAAGUUAAUACAUGCAUACUAUUUUGUGUAGUCUACUCCAAUGCAAGUUUUAUGUAAACAUGUGCAUGUUGGUAACAUGCAAUGAAAAGAUGUGGCAUUUGAAUAUA